CACCCUCCAACGACAGCUCCACAGCUCGGCGACUUUGGCAGUCAAUCGACACCUGUCUACUGCCUAAUUACUAGUACAAGUCGCCCUAAUCCAUAAUAUUCAACGUGGCAUCGAUGUUGCGCCAGUAUCGAAGCCAGUAUGAGCAAUGAUGCCCCAGCCGUGAAUUCGCAAGCACUAGGACCGAAUACAGAUUCUCCAACACCAUCUCUACGUGGCCUCGGUUUGUAUUCGAUCAAAAAGAACAGAUGGGAAAGCCUUGAAGCUGCACAACUCGACGACGAUACCAUGAGCUCGAGAACAUCACCCAUAUCUGUGGCGGUCGACCCCGUGGCCUUGAUCACCACAGAAUGUAUUACAGUCACAUCUGCCAUGCGAAAGCAUGCAAGAUGGGCGCAUUCUUCGGUGUCUGCGAUCCUGGGCGGAAGCUCCAGCCCCAUGAAUCCCAGCAUGCAAGGCUCCAGGCCUUCAACACCUCGAGAUGAACCUGGACAUCGAAAGGGACACAAGGGCAGGUCUUCGUCUGGACUUGGAGGAGAUGUCUUCGAUGAUGGAGGACUGGCAAACAGAUGGGGUCUACGUGGAAAGAAGGGCAAGAGCAUGCAAGAUAAUCCAUUAAUGGCUGGGUUCGGGAGGCUGAGGCGUGAACUGACUGGCUGCAAAGAUAUUCACAAGUUCGAUACGCCAUCCUUAUUACAUCCUUUCCUCCAAGUGAUUCAAGCUUCUGCGACCUCUGCCCCAAUUACUUCUCUAGCCCUCGUAGCUAUCACAAAAUUCUUCUCGUACAACCUCAUAAGCCCAGACUCGCCACGGCUUGCAUUAGCUAUGCAGUCUCUUUCUGCUGCUAUAACACAUUGUCGAUUCGAAGCCAGCGAUACAUCUGCUGACGAAAUCGUCCUCUUGCGGAUAUUGAAGCUUAUGGAGGGGAUGCUGUCAGGGCCUGGUGGAGAUCUACUUGGCGACGAAAGUGUCUGCGAAAUGAUGGAGACGGGACUAAGCAUGUGUUGUCAGUCGAGAUUAUCAGAGCUUCUUCGGAGAUCCGCCGAGAUGUCCAUGGUCAAGAUGACCCAAGUAAUUUUUGAAAGGCUGAAACACUUGGAAAUCGAGGCUGGAGACGAUCUUCAGGCUUUGGACGAGAAGACCAGGGAGGAUAUGGAUACAGUGAAGAUGGAUCCUUCGGCCAAUGGCAAUGAUGCUAUCAAGUCCUCACUUGCAGCCCCCCCUACCGAGUCAACACCAUCUUCAAGUUUUGACAAAGCGAGAAAUGGAGCUCUGACUGCAUCUUCUGCAGACAAUGCUUCGGAAGUUGGCGUUGCCCCUGCUUCAGAAGCCUCUGAUGAUCCUCCUAUAAAACCCUAUUCAUUGCCGUCAAUACGAGAACUAUUUCGAGUUCUCGUAGAUUUACUGGAUCCCCAUGACCGUCAACAUGCCGAUGCCAUGAGAGUCAUGGCCCUCCGCAUCAUUGAUGUAGCGCUCGAGGUUGCUGGCCCCUCCAUUGCCAAGCACCCGACCUUGGCCACCUUGGCUGAAGAUCGUCUGUGUCGAUAUCUGUUUCAACUCGUCCGAUCAGAUAACAUGGCAAUUUUACACGAGUCACUUAUUGUCGCCGGCACCUUAUUGGCUACCUGCCGUGGAGUGCUGAAGUUACAGCAAGAGUUGUUCUUGUCAUAUUUGGUGGCUUGUUUACAUCCUCGGGUGGAGAUCCCAAGAGAACCGGGGAUAGAUCCUUCUCUUUAUUCGGGUGUGCCUCAAGCACCAAAGCUUGUGAAACCGUCAAACAGUGGGAUAGCAACUCCUGUUCCUGUGAAGGAUCGACAAAAAUUGGGAAUGGAAGGUGGAUCACGGAAACCUGAUGCCAGGGAAGCCAUGGUGGAGAGCGUUGGUGCUCUUGCGCGGAUACCAAGCUUCAUGGUGGAGUUGUUCGUCAACUACGACUGCGAGGUUGACCGAAGCGACUUAUGUGAGGACAUGGUGGGACUGUUGUCCCGAAAUGCAAUCCCAGAUUCGGCCACUUGGAGCACGACGAGCGUGCCACCAUUGUGUCUCGACGCUCUUCUGGGUUAUAUCCAGUUCAUUGCUGAACGGCUCGACGAGGAACCCAAGUAUGAUGGAUAUCCAGACCAGGACAGACUCCGUGAACAACGGAGGAAAAAGAGAUUAAUCAUUAUCGGCGCGUCAAAGUUCAACGAAAGCCCCAAAGCUGGGCUUGCUUAUCUCCACGCUCAAGGAAUCAUUAAAGAUGUCGACGAUUCCAAAUCAGUCGCGGCUUUCUUAAGAGGAACGACGCGAAUCUCGAAGAAGGUUCUCGGUGACUUCAUUUCAAAGAAAGGCAACGAUGCUGUCCUCGAGGCCUUCGUAGGCGAAUUCAACUUCGAUGGCAAGCGGAUAGACGAAGCGAUGCGGGAACUCUUGGAAUCAUUUCGCUUACCCGGAGAGUCACCUCUGAUCGAGAGAAUCAUGACCGUGUUUUCUGAACAGUAUUGCGCAAGCGAUAUUCCAGAAGGCGUUGCGGACAAAGACGCUGCUUUUGUCUUGACGUACGCCAUCCUCAUGUUGAACACGGAUCAGUAUAACCCGAAUCUCAAGUCAUCGGCCCGCAUGGGCUACACAGACUUCGCGAAAAAUCUUCGUGGAGUAAACAACAAGGCAGACUUUGCCCCGGAAUAUCUGCAAGCCAUUUUCGACUCUAUCAAGGCGAAUGAGAUUAUUCUUCCAGAUGAGCACGACAACAAGCAUGCUUUUGAUUAUGCUUGGAAGGAGCUUCUAUUGAAGACCGAGUCGGCUGGUAGCCUUGUGCUGUGCGAUACGAAUAUCUAUGAUGCGGAUAUGUUCGCAGCCACUUGGAAACCCGUCGUUGCGACUCUAUCUUAUGUCUUCAUGUCCGCUAGUGACGAUGCUGUCUUCUCAAGGGUCAUUACAGGCUUUGAUCAAUGUGCACGUAUUGCUGCGAAGUAUGGUUUGAAUGAGGCUGUUGAUCAGGUUGUGUAUUGCCUGAGUACCAUCACCACCUUGUCGACUGAAACGCCAUCAAAUACUGCUUUGAACACCGAGAUCCAGGUCGAGAAGAACAGUGUGAUGGUCAGUGAGCUUGCAGUUAAAUUCGGCAGAGACUUCAAGGCACAAUUGGCCACAGUCGUAUUAUUCCGUGUCGUUACUGGUAGUGAAACUGUCAUCAGCGACAGCUGGCAACAUAUUGUCCGCAUUUGGCUGAACCUCUUCGUCAACUCCCUGAUUCCUCCCUUCUUUGCGCCAAAUCGGAUGGAGAUUCCUGCAAUACCCUUGCAGAACCCUUCGCAGGUCAUCGAUCGAGGACAAAAGCCUAGCGAGGCUGGUUUAUUCUCAGCAUUCACAUCAUACAUUUCUAGUUAUGCUGCUGGUGACCCACCAGAACCUUCGGACGAGGAGCUAGAGAGUACUUUGUGCACAGUAGAUUGUGUCAAUGCUUGUUAUAUGGGGGACGUCUUCGCCAACGUCGUCAACAUGCCCGCCAAGUCUUUGGUCCCUCUCGUCUCAGCUUUGCUCGCCGAGCUACCUGACGAUCCAUCGUCAGUAAUCAUAAGUGUCAAAUCGGAGAAUGACAAUCAAAGCCCAGCAAAUGGACAGAAACCGACAUCCAGCGGGCCAGUCUACGAUCCAGCGAUGGUUUACCUCCUGGAAUUAUGUACUGUGCUUGCCCUUCGAGAUGAAGAAACGGUUGAAAGGCUUGGUGCCGCUGUAGCGGGGGCUUUACAGAAUGUUAUGCGUAACGCUGCGAGCUACCAUAGCAUUCUGAUCUCUAGAACAAUGUUCUACUUGCUUCACUUGUUGCACGCUAGCUAUCAACACGACUUCAUCCGCGUCCCAGUAGUACUCCACACGAUAUCAUCCUUCAAGAAGGACCUCUUCGACAAAUCUGCACCUCUGGUACUCCAGGGAUUAACGCAGUGCAUCAAAGAGCCCGGCCCUCUCAGAAACGAGAUCAUGACCUCGCCUGACUUCUGGGUUAUCCUCCGGAGUCUCACACGAAAUGUGAAGUCCGCACCAACUGUCUUCGAGAUUCUCGAAGGGAUAGCAGUUGGUUCGCCACCAACGAUUAUGGCAGAUAACUAUGAGUCUGCUGUGAAGCUACUGAAUGACUUCGCGUCUGCUGGGAGUGUUGGAUCGACAAUUGAGCAGAAGCAGGAUAGAAAAGCGAAGAGGGGUCAACAAGCUCAAAAGCAGACGAAGCCACAUCCACAGGUCGAUGCCGCAGUUGCAAGGGGCGUGAAAGCCAUCACGAUGAUCUACUCCUUAACCACCCACAUUCCAGUACUAAUACAGCAAUCCCACCUCGAGAGCAAAGAAGCCUGGGCAGCAUAUUGGUCUCCCAUCUUCCGCGCCCUCACAACGCAAUGCACGAACCCGUGUCGCGAAAUCCGCCAUCAAUCUUUCACCUCCCUCCAACGCGCUCUCUUCUCCCCCGAACUCACAUCAGGCGAACACGAAGAGUGGACCGCCAUAUUUGGCGAAGUCCUCCUCCCGCUCAUCGUCCGCCUUCUAAAACCAGAAGUCUACUCCUCCGACCCAGUAGGUAUGAGCGAGACGAGAGUGCAGGCCGCGACUCUGCUCUGCAAAACGUUUUUGCAUUACCUAGAGUUGCUUUCGGAGUGGGAUGGCAUGUUGGAUCUCUGGCUGAAGAUCCUGGAUAUCAUGGAUAGACUGAUGAAUAGCGGGCAAGGCGAUAGCCUAGAGGAGGCCGUCCCCGAGUCCCUAAAGAACAUGAUGCUUGUAAUGGCUAAAGGCGGCUACCUGGUCCCCCCCUCCGAAGACCCAUCGAAAGAGAAACUCUGGGUCGAAACCUGGAAGAGAUUAGAUCGCUUCCUUCCUGAUUUGCGGAAAGAACUUCCGCAGCUUGCUGAACCUGAAGGAUCGAAGGAGAAAGAAGAGGUGAAGAGCCCGGUUGUUGAGCAGGCGGCUGGUAAGGAGGAGAGUGCUGCCAAGGCGUAGAGAUGAUGGACCGGGUUGUGUAAUAGAUUUUGUACAGAUAGAAGGAGGGAGGAGGAGAGAAGUUUCUUUGGUUUUGGAUGAAAUGGGGAAGAAUAAAGCUGGCACGGAAUGUCCUCGUUAGCGAUUUUCAUGGCAUAGAUAGCGGAUGGUGGUAAAGUCAUGUUGUAUAAACGCUUUGAAUUCCUAU
Hyaloscypha bicolor E is the source of this 5149-nucleotide messenger RNA. Its product is annotated as Sec7-domain-containing protein. The record is from RefSeq and is a predicted model, not a curated record. The coding region runs from base 139 to 4962 and encodes 1607 amino acids. Lineage: Eukaryota; Fungi; Ascomycota; Leotiomycetes; Helotiales; Hyaloscyphaceae. Gene Ontology annotation, biological process: regulation of ARF protein signal transduction. The transcript has 5 exons. Gene Ontology annotation, molecular function: guanyl-nucleotide exchange factor activity.